UUUGGGGAGAGGAAGGACCUCUGAAGGACCCAGGAAGGCUCGUCAGGCUUCCUGCAAGCCUCUGAGGGAGAUGAAGGUGCUGUGGGCAGGCCAGAUGUGGCUGCUGCUGGUGGCCCUGUGCCUGGCCCAGGGGCUGGAAGAUGCCAUCCCAGAUGCUGAAGCAUUCCACAACCCUGAAAUAUUCAUGAACAUCAGCCAGAAGAUCCUUUUCCAUGGCUAUCCCAGCGAGGAGUACGACGUGAUGACAGAGGAUGGCUACUUCCUGAGCCUCAACAGGAUUCCCCACGGCAAGGGCGGCGCGGGGCUCGCAGGACCCAGGACCCCCGUGCUGAUAGUGCAUGGGUUUUGCCUGGAUGGUGGUGACUGGGUGGACAAUUUGCCUGAGAACAGCCUGGCUUUCAUCCUGGCGGACGCGGGACACGACGUCUGGAUCGGGAACAACCGGGGCAGCAGCUGGUCCCGCCGGCACCGCAGCCUCUCCGUGGCCUCCGAGGAGUUCUGGGACUUCAGCUUCCACGAGAUGGCCAUGUACGACCUGCCGACCAUGGUGGGCUUCAUCCUGAUGCAAACGGAGCAGGAGCAGCUGUUCUACGUUGGCCACGGUCAGGGCAGCUCCCUGGGUUUCAUAGCGUUUUCCAGCUUGCCACAUCUGGCCAGGAAAAUCAAACUCUUCUUUGCCCUGGCUCCUGUGUACACCUUCCGCCAUGCCCAGGGCCCGGUGCUAACCUUUCUACCAGACCUGCUGCUCAAGGAGAUGUUUGGAACCAGAGAGCUGGUUCUGGUGCCAAGGAAGGAGAAACUGCUCCUGGUUGAGUACUGCAGCAGUCUUCUAGUGGCUGAAAUAUGUGCCAACAGUAUCUUCCUUGUUGGAGGAUUCGACAGGGACAACUUGAACACUAGCCGACUGGAUGUGUAUUUAUCUCAUUUCCCAGACUAUACAUCAGUAAAAAAUCUUCUGCACUGGGGACAGACUGCAAAAACCGCCGAGUUCAAGCAGUUUGACUACGGGCUGAGAAACAUGGAGAAGUACAACCAGCUGAGGCCUCCCUUUUACCAGAUCGAAGCCAUGAGGGUGCCGGUGGCCCUGUGGAGCGGGGGGCAAGACUGGGUCACUCCCCCUGAGGAGACCCAGCGCUUGCUGGCCCGCCUCACCAACGUUGUGCACCACGAGCACUUCCCCAAAUGGAACCACUUCGACCACCACUGGGGCCUGAACGCCCCAGAGCACUUGUACCAGCAGAUGGUGGCCAUGAUGGAGGAGAAUCCAUGAAUCCAUCCGUGGAUCCAUCCAUGGGUCCAUCCAUGGAUCCAUCCGUGGAUCCAUCCAUGGGUCCAUCCAUGGAUCCAUCUGUGGAUCCAUCCAUGAACCCAUCUACGAAUCCAUCCAUGAACCCAUCCAUGAAUCCAUCCAUUAACCCAUCUAUGAAUCCAUCCAUUAACCCAUCCAUAGGUCCAACCAUGAACCCAUCCAUGAAUCCAUCCAUUAACCCAUCUAUGAAUGCAUCUAUGAAUCCAUCCAUAAA
Passer domesticus (house sparrow) is the source of this 1523-nucleotide messenger RNA. RefSeq names its product lipase member M-like. Gene Ontology annotation, molecular function: hydrolase activity, acting on ester bonds. NCBI's taxonomy places the organism in Eukaryota, Metazoa, Chordata, Aves, Passeriformes, Passeridae. The record is from RefSeq and is a predicted model, not a curated record.